AUGGAAGACGCAAAGAAGGCAAUCAGCAACAUGGGUGAGGAGGGUGUCCAAGAUAUCGCUGCGAAGGCCCAGGCAGCGCUUGGCGGCGGUAAGGAGGGGGGCAAGACGGAAGGGGGCGGGAACCCUCUCGCUGGCGUGGACAUGGACAAGGCCAAGGCAACGAUCGAGAGCCUCGGCGAGAAGGGCGUCGCCGAGGCCAAGGCCGCGCUCGACAAGGGUGACAUCAAGGGCGCUGCCGAAAGCGUCAUGGGCAACUUGGGUGGUGGUGGCGGUGCUGGGAAGUAAACGCUGCCGCCGCCGCGCCAUCAAAACCGUACAAAAAUCGAGCUGUAGUUACUUGUGAAAUAGUGUAGGUCAGGUUCGCACUAUGUAGAAUUAUUACGGUGUGGACAAAGGAUGCACACACUCUUUGGUUGAUUUGAUUUGAUUUGAUUUGACACAUGCAUGCAAAUAUUGUGGUGUCGGUUUUUGAACGAAAGAUCGAUCGAGCGUCGCGUAUGUAUGUACGCAUACGUGCGGAUUGAACGAGCGGGUGGCCCGUCAUACCGUUUGUCGAAACAUGGCCAGCCCGAAGAGCGGCUAGGUUUAAUCGGAAGUGGUGGGAAAUGCGCUUUGA
Messenger RNA from Ectocarpus siliculosus, 616 nucleotides. NCBI's taxonomy places the organism in Eukaryota, Phaeophyceae, Ectocarpales, Ectocarpaceae. The record is from the annotation of a GenBank genome assembly.